Protopolystoma xenopodis is the source of this 504-nucleotide messenger RNA. NCBI's taxonomy places the organism in Eukaryota, Metazoa, Platyhelminthes, Monogenea, Polystomatidea, Polystomatidae. The record is from the annotation of a GenBank genome assembly.
AUGCAGGGCAUUAACUUGUCUGGCGGGCAGAAACAGCGCAUCAGCCUGGCACGCGCCAUUUAUCAAAAUUCCGAUAUUUACUUGCUUGAUGAUCCCCUCAGUGCAGUUGAUCCUCAAGUGGCUAAGUCUUUAUUCACAAAUGUUAUUGGUCCAUCCGGCCUGCUGGCCAACAAGACACGCAUCCUGGUAACGCACAGAUUGAAUGACUUAAAUCUGGCCGAUAAUAUCAUCACGCUCGACACCUUUCGCUCGGAUUCUUUUGACAGUAACCCCCUUGCUGAAGGUUCUCAAGCUGCAGGUUUUAGUGGCGACGGGAUGCCCGGGCCAAUUUUCGAAUCCAGGAUUGAAGAGAUUGGCACCUACGAAGAGCUUAUCAAACGAAGCGGGAAGUUUUCCUCUAAUAUUCAGACCUAUUUGGCAGAAGAAAAGCCAAUUAGUAAGUCUGACGAAAGUCGGAGGCUAGGUACGUUUUUACUUGCUUGCUUAGAUGCAGCAUUUUAUUAA